This is a messenger RNA of Ilex paraguariensis (yerba mate), 720 nucleotides long. The record is from the annotation of a GenBank genome assembly. Lineage: Eukaryota; Viridiplantae; Streptophyta; Magnoliopsida; Aquifoliales; Aquifoliaceae.
AUGGUUNUGGAGAGAGAAGAAGGUUUCAAGAACUCGACGCCAGUGAAGUUGCUGAAUGAACUGGUGGAAAAGAAGAGCGAUGACAAAUUGGAGAAUUUGGACUGGGAAGACGUGUUCCUUCUCUCUGAUGAUAACGAGUGGCCAUCAAAGACCCCAGGAUUCAAGGAAACUAUGGCAGAAUACCGAGCUGAGUUGAAGAAGCUGGGAGAGAAGGUCAUGGAAGCCAUGGAUGAAAACUUGGGUUUGCCAAUAGGAUACAUCAAGAAAGCUUUCAAUGGUGAAGAAGCUGAUGCCUUUUUUGGCACUAAGCUAGUGAACCAUGGGAUUUCAGAGGAACUCCUCCAGAGGGUGAAGAAGGUUUGCUCCGACUGCUAUACGAUGGAGAGAGAAGAAGGUUUCAAGAACUCGACGCCAGUGAAGUUGCUGAAUGAACUGGUGGAAAAGAAGAGCGAUGACAAAUUGGAGAAUUUGGACUGGGAAGACGUGUUCCUUCUCUCUGAUGAUAACGAGUGGCCAUCAAAGACCCCAGGAUUCAAGGAAACUAUGGCAGAAUACCGAGCUGAGUUGAAGAAGCUGGGAGAGAAGGUCAUGGAAGCCAUGGAUGAAAACUUGGGUUUGCCAAUAGGAUACAUCAAGAAAGCUUUCAAUGGUGAAGAAGCUGAUGCCUUUUUUGGCACUAAGGUAACCUGGACCAUUCUGAUGAGAUUGGCUAAAGAAUAA